AUGGUGUUCUACUUCAAGGUGCGGCCCGAGGCCGGCGACUACACCAUCUUCAUGGGCCUUGACAAGUACGAGAACGAGGACCUCAUCAAAUACGGCUUCCCCGAGGACAUCUGGUUUCAUGUAGAUAAGAUGUCCUCUGCACAUGUAUAUGUGAGAUUGAAUAAAGGUCAAACAAUGGAUGACAUGAGUGAGGGUUUGCUGGAAGACUGUGCACAGCUUGUCAAAGCUAAUUCCAUUCAAGGUAAUAAAGUCAAUAACAUUGAUGUAGUUUAUACUCCAUGGUACAAUUUGAAGAAGACCCCUUCAAUGGAUGUGGGUCAAGUUGGUUUUCACAACCCUAAAUUGGUUCGCACUAUUAAAGUAGAAAAGAGGAUCAAUGAGAUUGUGAACCGCUUGAAUAAGACAAAGGUGGAGCGGAAACCUGACUUGAAGGCUGAAAGAGAGGCUGUUAGUGCUGCUGAAAGGGCAGAAAGAAAGGCGCAGCUUAGAGACAAGAAACGUAGGGAAGAGAUGGAAAGGCUUGAGAAAGAGAAGCAGGCUGAUAUCAGGAGCUACAAGGGUCUAAUGGUCCAAGAGAAGAUGACUUCCAACAAGCAAAUUGCUUCUGGCAGCAAGACCCUGCAAGAACUUGAAGAAGACUUUAUGUGA
Molecule: messenger RNA, 648 nt
Organism: Miscanthus lutarioriparius
Lineage: Eukaryota; Viridiplantae; Streptophyta; Magnoliopsida; Poales; Poaceae
Source: the annotation of a GenBank genome assembly